Messenger RNA from Chondrus crispus (carragheen), 294 nucleotides. RefSeq lists its product as hypothetical. The coding region runs from base 1 to 294 and encodes 97 amino acids. Lineage: Eukaryota; Rhodophyta; Florideophyceae; Gigartinales; Gigartinaceae. The transcript has a single exon. The record is from RefSeq and is a predicted model, not a curated record.
AUGGGUGUGGGAAGGGAAGCGGUAGGGCGUUUGGCCCGGACAGUGGGGGCAGGAUUUGGGGGUCUCACUGUGUUAGGUAAUGCGUGGCCGCGAGGCCCGCUCGUGCUGGGUCAUGGCUGCCACGAGGCCGGUGAGAGGGGGGAAGCUUGGCUGAGAAAGAUAAAGGACGCUUGCGGAGAAUAUUUGGGGGUGACGGAGAGGCUGGAACGGCCAUCGGGGUCGGAGCUGGUGGUGGGCGGUUUGGGAAGGCGGCUGGGGAGGCGAGAGGGCUCUUUCCAGAGGGGCGGUGCAUAG